CCGCCGGAGGAGCAUGCUUGUUCACACCCACCAGCUUGAUAGGAAUCAGGAAACUGGCCCCCGUGCUGUCGUGAUGGACUUCGGGAGGCAGAGCCCGGGCCAUCACCAGGUUUAUCCAGUCAUUUCCAGAAGAUUCAUGUGCCUUUUACUUGAGAAACUUACCAACACAAAACUGCCCACACAGAUAAAUGCCCUUUUAUGAAAUGCCAUAAGUAACAAGGGUCUCCAAAGUGCCUGACCUUUUAAAUAUGCAAAUCUCCUACAAUAAAAGUCUAGCAUGUUUAUUGGUGUUUGCCUCAUCCAGGCAAGACUUACAGCAGGCGGCCUAAUUUAGGCAGCUGGCUCAGUUACCCUAUUUAAACAACAGGCAUUAUCUGAUGGUGCUUGGGCAGGGCAACUAAAAUCCCAACUAGGGAGGCCUCCGGGCUCAGAUGCCUUCUUGCCAGCCUCCUCCUUGUGCCACCUGACCUCAGGGCUCUUUCAUGGUGGUAGCUGGUGAAUGAUCCAAGAGGAAGAGACAAGAGCCAGGAAAGAAAUCAGACCCCCAUGACUCAACCCCAGAAGUGAGCUUCGUGCCAGGUCUUCCACCAUUUUUGUUCACUGGAAUCCAGUCAUUAAUUCAGAGCACACUCAAGGGAAGGUUACACUGGGAGGCCAGAUCACCAAAGACCGCAGGAGAGACAGCCCCUGCCACAGCACAGAAUACAGAGCUAUGUUUUCUUCAGUUGCAGCAUUGUUGGGAAGCAUAAGGAGCUGGAGGGCAUCAGCCAGGCUUCUGCAGAAUACCAAGUUCUGCAGAUUGUGUCAGCAAUGGAGAACUACGGCAUAGAGUGGCAUGCCGUGAGGGACAGCGAAGGACAGAAACUCCUCAUUGGGGUCGGACCUGAAGGCAUCUCAAUUUGUAAAGAGGACUUUAGCCCUAUUAACAGGAUAGCUUAUCCUGUGGUGCAGAUGGCCACCCAGUCAGGAAAGAAUGUCUACUUGACCGUCACCAAGGAGUCCGGUAACAGCAUCGUGCUCCUGUUUAAAAUGAUCAGCACCCGAGCUGCCAGUGGGCUCUACCGAGCUAUCACGGAAACACAUGCAUUAUUUAGGUGUGACACAGUCACCAGUGCCGUCAUGAUGCAGUACAGUCGUGACUUGAAGGGCCACUUGGCGUCUCUGUUUCUGAAUGAGAACAUUAAUCUUGGCAAGAAAUAUGUCUUUGAUAUUAAAAGAACAUCCAAAGAGGUAUAUGACCAUGCCAGGAGGGCUCUGUACAACGCCGGUGUUGUGGACCUUGUCUCUCGAAAUGACCAGAGCCCUCCCAGCUCGCCUCUGAAGUCCUCUGACAGCAGCAUGAGCUGCAGCAGCUGCGAGGGCCUCAGCUGCCAGCAGACCAGAGUGCUGCAGGAGAAGCUGCGCAAACUGAAGGAAGCCAUGCUGUGCAUGGUGUGCUGCGAGGAGGAGAUCAACUCUACCUUUUGCCCCUGUGGCCAUACUGUGUGCUGUGAGAGCUGUGCAGCCCAGCUGCAGUCAUGUCCCGUCUGCAGAUCACGUGUGGAACAUGUCCAGCACGUCUACCUGCCCACCCACACCAGUCUUCUCAAUCUGACUGUCAUCUAAUGCGUCCUGUGCUUACUGGGCAUGCCAUGUCCCCACAAGCUGCAGUAUUGUAAACUAGAAGAAGAGUAACUCUGUGAAGAAAUAGUUCACUCUCAACACCCAUUUGCCAUGAGACGUUUCCAGAAACGAGGAGGAAAGGAAAGAAUGCGACCACACCUCUUCUGUGAGGAGAAGCAACAGUUCCCAUGGCAACCAGGAAGAGAUCUGGAACAUGGACACAUUCCUUGGGCUUUGGGGUUUUUUUAAUGAUCAAGUAAAGGAGUAGAUAAAAUUGUCUCUGUCAGUCAAGUGGCAACAUGGCCCAACCGUGGGCACCUUUAAGGAAAUGAUGUCAUAUGUCUCCUUCACUUGUCCCGAGGCAGCAGAUUUUGUAAGAGUUUUAAGGAUUUCCUUGGUUCUUUUUGUAUGGUCAUGGAGCGCUGAACAUUUUUAAUAGGAUUUUUUUUUUUUUGUCUUAAAGAAAUAGUCCUCAUUAGAAAGUCAUUUCUGUCUUUAUAACUCAUUCAAGAACAACUGGAAAGCUGGUAGUUUGGAAAGCAAUCCCGUGACUUCUCAAGGGUUGAGAGCAACGUGGUCAGAUUGGAACCAGUCUGGCUGAGAGUCAACAGGUAACCCACCGUGGGUGACUUCGCUCCUAGCUCCCCUGUUUCCCUCACUCCACAUCCCAUGCCUUUCACUGAUAAAAAUGCUACCAGUUUGGUUACAUACAUGGCAUGGUCAAGCACUCCCUGGGCUUUGGAGCUAGUGGACUAUUUGCAGAUCGGAAAGGGAGAGUGGCAGAGAGGCUUCCUUGGAAGGGAAGGGGGGGGGAGAGAGAGAGAAAGAGAGAGAGAGAGAGAGAGAGAGAGAGAGGGGAGCCAGAGAGCCAGAGUGAGUUUUCACUUCCCCCAAGCACUCACUCCAGCAGCACCCAUGGGUGUCGCCGUGCUUGAAGAUCAAACUUUCUACAGCCUUAUAGGUUUCUAGGUUGUAUCUCCUCUUUGUGUCUGUCUUAAUUCCCUUUGUUGGUGUUUUCUUAGGUCAGUGCUUCCGUAUUCAUUGUACUGCCUCCUCGGCAUCUUCCAGAGGUGGGGCCACUUCAUUAUGUUUCUAUAUUCUUCGUCAUAAUUUCACCCCCACUUGGGCAUUUUGGAAGCUAGUGAGCUAGGGGGUUUUCUAGGGUGUCCGGAAGCCUAGCUGACCUCAUCGGGUGCAAUACUAGCUACAUUAAAGCUAGAAACCUACACUGUCACUUUACUGAGCUCUGAGUCUACGUUUCAUAUUGCCUUAAUGUAGCAGUAAUGUGUUUAUGCAUUUGUUUCUUUGCACAGACAUUUUGUCAGAUAUUAAAACUCUACUUUUUUAUGGCACAUAUUAGCAUAUAAGCCUUUAUUCCAAGAGGUAUUUAUUUUUUCACUUGUAAAAAAAAAUAAUGUUUCCACAUUUAAAAAAAAAUCAACUCUGUUAUAUCCUAGAGGACUUCUGUCUUUUAUAUUCAGGAUAAUAAAGACUUUAAAGCAAA
This is a messenger RNA of Rattus norvegicus (Norway rat), 3106 nucleotides long. NCBI's taxonomy places the organism in Eukaryota, Metazoa, Chordata, Mammalia, Rodentia, Muridae. The record is from RefSeq and is a predicted model, not a curated record.